GGGGUAGGAGGGGGCAGAGGGCGGGGCCAAACGCGUCACUACGCGAGUGUAGUGAGAGAGGAAGGGCAGAGCCAUGCUGCAGCAGCUGCAGUGACAGCAGCGGAAACUAGAGCGCUGGGGCUUAGGGUGCCCGCGCUCCGGGGCUCCACAGAAGGGUUAGACGGAGCAGGCCAUUCAGAGCCCAUGGGAAGAGGGCAUGGAGAGGAGGCAUCGUUAGCAGCGACCUCAGCUAGGCGUGAGUCGUGCAAUAGACUACGGGAGGCAGCAGAAGCCACAGCUGGUGGAGAGGGAGGAGGCGCAUCUUGUGCUUCUGGACCGGGCAUCACUGUGGAUUCUGAAGCAGCGCCCAGUGGGCGCUGGGAAGUGCUGAACCAACCCGAGGGGGAUCCAGGAGUCUUAGCGCCCACACCUAAGAAAUCCGAAAACGCGAAAUCGGACAUUUGACUCGGGCGUCCAAUUCCAGGCAUCUCAAGGUGUGGAUCCAGGUAUCUCGACAAGCGUAUCCCCACAUCAGCCGCUAGUCUUAUAGGAACCGAGAGCGCAUAGGCGGCUAGGUCAAGAUCAAAGAGAAAGGGUAUCAGGAGCCCCGCCCAGUGAAGAAAGAAGCCAGGAGCUCCACUCCAACACAUCUGGUAAGCCAGACCCGCUUACGGGUAGUGGGCGCUGGUGGAAGGGCGCACAGCGUGGUAGGCGGUAUGCGGGAGGAGACAACCUUGGCGCUGGCUGCUCGCGGGGAGGUUCGGGGACCCGAAGAGGAGCAACAGGGUGGGGGAGACUUUCCUGGGUCCGCUGGAGGUGGCGGUGGCUGCUGCAGUAGUGAACGCCUGGUGAUCAACAUCUCGGGGCUGCGAUUUGAGACACAAUUGCGCACCCUCUCUCUGUUUCCUGACACGCUUUUGGGAGACCCUGGUCGCCGAGUCCGCUUCUUUGACCCCUUGCGCAAUGAGUACUUCUUUGACCGCAACCGGCCUAGCUUCGACGCCAUCCUGUACUACUACCAGUCUGGGGGCCGGCUGCGGAGACCGGUCAAUGUGCCACUGGAUAUCUUCCUGGAGGAGAUCCGCUUCUACCAGCUGGGGGAGGAGGCCCUGGAGGCCUUCCGGGAGGAUGAGGGCUGCCUUCCAGAGGGUGGUGAGCACCAGAAGCCCUUGCCCUCUCAGCCCUUCAAGCGUCAGGUCUGGCUCCUUUUUGAAUACCCUGAGAGCUCAGGCCCAGCUAGGGGUAUUGCUAUCGUCUCCGUACUGGUGAUUCUCAUCUCCAUAGUUAUCUUUUGCUUGGAAACUCUGCCUCAAUUCCGGCCAGACCCCCGAAGUAGAAGUGAUGGUGGGAGGGUAAGUUCGGGGGGCCCAGCCUCUAGAGGGAGCCAAGAAGAAGAUGAGGGAGACCACUCAGUAUAUAAACUGUUAAAUCCCAGUGUGAUCGUUCAAGGUGGAGUUGUAUCAGGACCGGGGCCAUCGAACCAACUGAUCCCACUUGGGGGUCCUACAGAGUCUGCCUCCUUCUUCACAGAUCCCUUUUUUCUGGUAGAGACCCUUUGCAUAGUGUGGUUCACGUUUGAACUGCUGGUUCGUUUCUCUGCCUGCCCUAGCAAGCCAGCCUUCUUCCGUAACAUCAUGAAUAUCAUAGAUUUAGUGGCCAUCUUCCCUUACUUUAUCACCUUGGGCACAGAGUUGGUGCAACAGCAAGAACAACAGCCUGGAAGCACAGGAGGGGGCAGCAGCCAGAAUGGGCAGCAGGCAAUGUCCCUGGCAAUCCUAAGAGUUAUCCGCCUGGUCCGGGUUUUCCGCAUUUUCAAACUCUCCCGACACUCUAAAGGUCUCCAAAUCCUGGGCAAGACUUUGCAGGCCUCCAUGAGGGAGCUUGGACUCCUUAUCUUCUUCCUCUUCAUUGGGGUCAUUCUCUUCUCCAGUGCUGUCUACUUUGCUGAGGCAGAUGAUGACGAUUCACUAUUUUCCAGCAUCCCUGAUGCCUUUUGGUGGGCAGUGGUCACCAUGACCACAGUGGGCUAUGGGGACAUGUACCCUAUGACUGUAGGAGGCAAGAUUGUGGGAUCUCUGUGUGCCAUUGCAGGUGUCCUCACCAUUGCCCUACCUGUACCUGUCAUUGUCUCCAACUUCAAUUAUUUCUACCAUCGUGAAACAGAGCAAGAGGAGCAAGGCCAAUAUACACAUGUCACAUGUGGGCAGCCUGUACCAGAUCUGAAAGGAGUAGGUGGGGGACUUGGCAAACCAGAUUUCUCUGAGGUUGCCCCAGAAAGGAGACCCAGCUACCUUUCCACUCCACACAGGGCCUAUGCAGAAAAAAGGAUGCUAACUGAAGUUUGAUUAUUGAGUGGGAGAAGUUGGGGAUUAGGGGUAAGGGAACAAUAAAGAAUUUCAUUAGCUUCAUAGUCACCCUUAUGUAGAACCAAGGUCCUUCAUCACUACCUCUAACUGAAGUGACCAAAUGGUUGAAACCCUAUUGCCCGGACCCCUGAAAUCCACUGAGUGACCAUAAGGAUUGCUUCUUGAUAAUCCAAAAUUCAUGAUAUACUUCCACUAAUGUCAUCUGAUGAUUCUUACUUUCCUAACAAUUAUAUAGUACAUAUCUUCUUCCCUUACAUAUGCUCUCUGAAGACUAAUUCCCCAUGCUUUGUCUUAGUCUCAAAAGAACUAGAAUUUCUGGGACCAUUUUAAGACUCCAAACCUUAGUUUUCAUCUGCUGAAUUUCCAUCCAAAAAUGGAAGAUCAGGAAUAGCUUAUUCAAAUCUACUCUUUUCAUAUGGUGCCCUUUGUCAUCUGCCUGAUCAGAAGAUCCUGCCUUUAGCAUCUAAGUUGGAUCUAAGACAUUCUAAUCAUUCCUAAGUUUAGCUAGGAUGAAAGAUUUCAGUAUCUACCGUGAUCAUUUAGAUGUACAGAGCAAUCUAAGAACAAUAGGAUGAUGUGUGUGUGUGUGUGUGUGUGUGUGUGUGUGUGUGUGUGUGUUUUGGGACAAACAUGCACCUGUCUUUUGUUUAUGCUCAGUGCAACCCUUGGUCCAGGUUUCUCCACUUCCAGGGGGAUUGGUUCUCAAAGCCAAGUAGUGAUUACAUGCAAGUGCCUUCCUAUGCAAAGGAAAUGGGGACCAGGGAAUCAUCAAGUCCAGAGAAACACCAAAAUGGAAUCAUAUAAAACCCAAAGUUUUUUUUUUCUUCCAACUUGGAUCAGUUCUGUUGCCUCUGAAGGGUUGUAACAUUGGUGCAUAGAACAAUUUUCUCUAUUUCCCUAAGUGCUACACGGUAGCAAUUUUCAACUGCCAGACAAGCCCAAUACAAGAGCCCAGACAAGCUCUCCACAGCUGCCACACAAACUCACAUACCCUCCUUUUACCUGGACAUUUAAACUUGGGGAUGCCUCUUUUGCUUAAGCAAACAUCUGGCUUUAAACUGCCAGAUUGGCAGAUGCAAGGAUGUUGCAAAGUGGUCCAAGUAAAUAGUUCUGCAUCUAUACAGUGUUUUUCAUUUUCAUGGGCAAUAGGAAAUACAAAUUUCAAGAAAUUAGCAUUGAUCCUCGGUGUGCAGUCUUAUUGUUAGAAUCCUUUUGUUCUGUUAGUUGAGCAUCUGUGAAUUUUGCUCCUCUGAGCUAUGUCUUCUAUAGAGUUAAGAUAGUAACUAUAGAUAAUAUACAAAGAAUGUUAAAUUUGACAUCUGAGAUCUGGCUUCAAAACCCAGAACCACUUAUUAUUUAUAUAAAUAUGGUCAGUACUUUGCUUCAUUUUUCUCAUCUAUAAAGUGAGGUGCUGGACUAGAUGAUUCCUGAGGACUCUCCCUACUCUAAAUCUGUGACCCUAUGACUGUCAUUCACCGAAAUUUUUAGAUUGGGUCCUCCAUGUAGCUGCUACCUGGUAACCUUUGUUUUGUUGUGAUAUAUGGUGCAGUAUUACUCUUAUCUGUUCUGUGUGAAUUUCAGAAACCUGAAAGACUGUUAUCCAGGUUUUGACUUUUCCCCCUAAGGCUGGAACUACUUAAGACUUCUUUUUUCUUGUGGGUGUGUCUGAUGAUGAAUGUUCUUUUGAAGACUAUUCUAAUGAGUUGCACACUAGAUUAGAAACUGAACAGCCCCAGUUAGAAGACUUAGUUCCAUUCUAACUUCUUUGAGUGAUUUGGGGCAAAUUGUUUUCCCUCUCUAUACCUCAGUUUCCCCAUCUCUUAAAUGGGAUGUAUAAUCCUUUCCUCUCCCUAACUCGUAAAAUAUCUCAAUGAAAGUCUUUGGUCAGAUUGGAGAUGAUGUUAUGCAAGCAUGUGAUCUUAUUAACAGACUUUGGCAUUUUAAUCUUUGCCUUCUCUCUCUCAGUCUUAACCAAGGAAUAAUCCCUCCUUCUUGUCUCCCUUCAUCAGUCUCCAGAUUCAAUGUAAAGUUAACAGAAAAGAGAAUGUCAAAAAGAAACAUAUUUGAAUCCGUGAACUUUUAAAAAUUCUUCCUUAGGCCUGGGGUUGGGGCAAUCCUUACUUUAUCAUUUAUUUAGAAGGAGGAAAGGGACUAUCUAGUCAGACAAAGCCAGGAUCCUUCAAAGACAAGGAAUAAAAUCUUUAGCUUCCUGAAGUUGAAUUAUGGCUAGGGAAAAAUAGUUUUAUGAUACAGGAACAGGCCCUUAGAUAAAAGUCAUUUUUCUGAAGCUCUUCCUCUGUUUCUGUUGGCUAUUUAGAGAAGAGAACAUUAAAGACCUAGCAUGGGGACAAGGGGUACUUAUGUGGCACAGUGAAUACAAUUCUGGGCGUGCAGUCAGAAAGACUUAUCUUUCUGAGUUCAAAUCUGGCCUCAAACCCUUAUUGUGUGGUCCUGGGCAAGUCACUCAAUCCUGUUUGCCUCAGUUUCCUCAUCUCUAAAAUGAGCUGGAGAAGGAAAUGCCAAGCCACUCCAGUACCUUUGCCAAGAAAAUUCCAAAUGGUGUCAUGAAGAGUUGGACACAACUGAAACAAAGGACAAAGGAAUAUUCCUGACAGUGGAUAAAUAUGUGAUAUGUAAAUAGAAUCUUUCUUUAUAUAAUUGAUUACAAAAUAUUCCUUUUUAAGACAGUGCACAUAUGAAGUUAAAGGUUUGUGGAAAAUUGCUAUUUGCAGGGACUCCUUUCAGCCUGUUUUUCAUAUCUUCUGACCAGGACAGCCAAGGUAAACAAGAGAUUGCACAGUUCUGAUUUUUUGAAUAGAGAGACCUUGAUAUAUUCUUUUAGGUGCUACUGGUGGCCAGGGCAGGGCAUGUAGUGAUUUCCCGACAGGAAUCAAAUGAAUCUUCAAACUUCCUUUGGUCCUUCAUUCACCCUGAUCUCCCAGGCCUGACCUGCCAAUGUCCUUAGUCACUUCUCUUACUCUUCACUCACCUGUGUGCUUGUCAACUGUUCAAGAAACCAUUGUUCACAUGGACUCCAGAAAGACACAGGGAAGGCCUUGGAAGGGAGGAGUCUUACUUGGCAAGGAGACUGGUAAGAAUCUUUCUGACAGAAUGAUGGCUCUUUCUCCUCAGAAGAUGGCUGCUGUCAGGCCUAAUAGAGAGAAACCAAGUAAAUCCUCCCUCCUUUCAGAGAACUUCCCACCUGCUAAAGGGAAUUCCUUAUGAACAAGACAUUAAAGAAAAGUUUCAUAGGCUAACAUCUUUGGAGACCAAGGAUUGAGCCUAGUUUCUGUGAAGUUUAUUAAUUGUAUUCAUCUGAUGCUUUUGUCUGCUUCCUGGGUCUUUGUUGCUACAGCUGUUGCUGUAGCAGUGGGACAACUCCAUUGGGAAGAUUGUGAUGCCCAGGCCAUCUGGGUCCCUGAUCAUGGACCCAACCAAUGCUCCAAAGGAAAUUCUGGGGACUUCCAGCAAGAGCAUCAAUACAUCUCUAUAGAGACUUGUGCUCUUCCUGUUGCAUCCCACAGGAGAGGAGGGAGUAAGAGCUGCUGUUUCAUCUAAGGCAACCAAAUGUCUAUAUCAUGGUCCCAUGGGAGAAGACAUCCACAUUCAUAUGCAGCUCCUGAAGAGAGACAAGAGAGCCUUGGAAGACCAAGAAGAUCCUUGAGCUACCUCCAGUCACACAUUUCUCCUGUGAUUUUCUAUUAACAGAGUCUGGUCUACAAGAAAGAAACAUGAUGGGGAGAGGAAGGAAUGUGAUAUUUGUUGUCCAUGACAAUUAGGACCCAGAAGAAGGAUUGGAAUACAGUGCCAUGGGAUGUAUUUCCAGUUUUCACUUCUCUACCUCCUAAUGCAUCCCGAAGGGGAAGAGACUCCACACCUCACAAUAACUACUCAUUUUUGUGUCUCCCAACCUGUUUACUGUAAAGUCCUCCUGGUUUGGAAACCAAAUGACUCUUACUCCACUGGACAAGACUGUUAUUCACAUAUUCAGCUGCUGGCGAUUUGCACUCAUGAAGGGAAGCUGUAGGAUAAGUAGUCACUAACAACAAAUGAGAUGAAAGUCAUUUCCAUUUGAUUUGGGCUCUUUUUAUUGCAGUAAAUUUGCCUUCCAAAUUAGGUUUGCUGAGCUCUCAUGUAUAUUAAUUUCUGUUCCUUGUGCAUUUUCCAAGCUGUGUGACAAUGGAAAAAGCAUUUAGAGGCUCUCUGUGCCUGUAUUUCUUCAUCCCUAAAAUGAGGAUCCUAAUGCUUAUACUACCUACCUCACUAUAUUGUUGUGAGGAAAAUUAACAGUAUUUGCAGAGAUGGAGGACUAUGAAUAUGGAACAUUGUGAACCAUCCUGCCAGGCCCAAAGCAGCCUGGUUAAUGCUUUGGUUGAUUUUGAAGUACUGCUUUUUUUUUCCUCCUUCUUUAUUCUUUGUUAUAAGGAGUGGCUCACUGAGGUGGGAGGAGGGAUAUAACUGGAAAUGAAAGUAUUGUAAAAUAAAAGAUAUCAAUAAAAAGAAAAAUAAUAGUAUAAAAAA
This is a messenger RNA of Monodelphis domestica (gray short-tailed opossum), 6866 nucleotides long. It is a transcript of the gene KCNA6, whose product is annotated as potassium voltage-gated channel subfamily A member 6. The record is from RefSeq and is a predicted model, not a curated record. Gene Ontology annotation, biological process: protein homooligomerization; action potential; potassium ion transmembrane transport. Lineage: Eukaryota; Metazoa; Chordata; Mammalia; Didelphimorphia; Didelphidae. Gene Ontology annotation, cellular component: membrane; voltage-gated potassium channel complex. Gene Ontology annotation, molecular function: delayed rectifier potassium channel activity; protein binding.